Aureobasidium melanogenum CBS 110374 is the source of this 1638-nucleotide messenger RNA. RefSeq lists its product as uncharacterized. The record is from RefSeq and is a predicted model, not a curated record. NCBI's taxonomy places the organism in Eukaryota, Fungi, Ascomycota, Dothideomycetes, Dothideales, Saccotheciaceae. The coding region runs from base 1 to 1638 and encodes 545 amino acids. Gene Ontology annotation, cellular component: mitochondrion; cytosol. The transcript is spliced from 2 exons. Gene Ontology annotation, molecular function: RNA binding; ATP binding; tyrosine-tRNA ligase activity. Gene Ontology annotation, biological process: tyrosyl-tRNA aminoacylation.
AUGCGACAAGCUGCCCUCGGCCGCUUCAGGCCGUUACAGCCAUUGAAGCCAUACAUCUGCAGAGAUUGUGCCUUGACGGCGACGCGGCGUACCCUCUCGCAAUCUGCUGUUUCCAGAGACAAGGCUUCCUCCACAUCAUGGGACCAACACGCUGAGAGGAUACGCGCCGGCGAGAGAAAGAGCUUGUUGACUAUACUGGAAGAGCGUGGUUUCAUCAAGGACCUGGCUGGCGAUCGCAAUGCCCUCGAUAAGCUGCUGACCGACAAACGUGUCGGCGUCUACUCUGGUAUCGACCCAACUGCUCCUUCGCUUCACCUGGGCCACCUUCUGCCCAUGAUGGUCCUGUUCUGGAUGUACAUUCACGGUCACAAAGCCGUUUCCAUCAUUGGAGGUGCAACUGCAAAGAUUGGUGAUCCCACCGGCCGUUUGAUAAGCCGACAAGAGAUGGACAGAAACACAAGAACUUCAAAUCUGGUCUCGCUGCACAACUGUGUACGCGCAAUCUGGAAGAGUCUAGACAGAUACGCAGAGAAACACGGCUACAACAAGGACUCGGCUUGGUCCAAAAGUAUACAGAAUAACUCAGUCUGGUUGUCCAAGCUGAAUAUCAUUGACUUCUUGUCUGAUGCUGGAACCGUUGCUAGAAUCGGUGCUAUGCUGGGUAGAGAUACUGUCAAGAACAAGAUGGCGCAAGGUGAUGGCAUGUCGUAUGCUGAAUUCACCUAUCCCCUCCUACAAGCCUAUGAUUGGUGGCAUCUGUAUCAAUCUGGUGUUCAGGUCCAGAUCGGUGGCUCUGACCAGUACGGCAACAUUGUCGCUGGUAUUGACCUCAUCAAACACUUGACUCCUAGACCGUCAACCUCGCCAGAGACCAAGCAGCUGUCCGGUCCUUUUGGUCUCACCGUGCCCCUUUUGACCACAGCAGCUGGUGCCAAAUUUGGUAAAAGUGCUGGAAACGCUAUCUGGCUGGACAAGACCAUGACAAGCCCCUUUGAGCUGUACGGUUUUCUCGUCGGCUCUGCUGAUGCUGAUGUCGAACGCUACCUGAAACUCUUCACCUUCCUGCCCCUCGACUACAUCUCCACUGUCAUGACCGAACACCAAGUCGAUCCUAGUCAACGUAAAGCUCAGCAUCUGCUUGCACGUGAAGUCGUCGAUUUCGUCCAUGGUCCCGAAGAGGCUGCGAACACACAGAACCAGCACAAGUUCUCACGCCGACCGAACUUGCAAACUCUGCAAACCAAGGCGGCGGAUAGCAAAGAAGGCCUCAAUCGUCUCUACCUUCCUCGCAGCCUAGUCCACAACAAGCCACCAGCACGUAUUCUGUACCAUGCUGGCCUUGCCAAGAGCAACAGCGACGGCACUCGCAUGGUCAACUCUGGCGGCGCCUACAUUGGCAGUCAGUCUGACGAGAAUGGCUCGGAUUUCAAUGGCGAUCUUAAGUUCCGUUCAUUGAAGGGUGUCACUGCUGCCACAGUCACCGAGAUGAUGGAGAAGAGUAACGUACUUGUCCUUCGAACAGGCAAGUGGAACGUCAAGCUCAUUGAAGUCAUCAGCGAUGUAGAGUACGAGCAGAAGGGCCUCAGUGCUCCAGGUUGGGAGGACAUCAGAGCGGCCAAAGACGAAACAUCGCCUUGA